AAGAAAACAGCAGAGCAGGAAUCAAAACAAGAGACGGACACGCCUUCGUUCUUUAAGGUUAUAGCAGCUUAUAUUUUGUAACUGCUGCUGUCAUAGCUGCAUCAAAACCCUGCCUGUCAUCCACGAGGACACCAAAAACAACAACAACAACAGCACAAAGACAAAGCACUGCAACAACAACAACAAAAAAGCACCACUGCAGAAAUGGAGUCCACAGAAAUGUCAGACGUUGACAGCAGCCGUUGAUAGAGGUCGAAAAUAACACUGACAUCCGAAUCCUGUACAAUGCCCAACCAGAAGAACAACAACAAGGGAAAGAAAAGCAAACGCACUAACAGUAGCGGAGAUGAGCAGGAAAAUGGAGCCUGUGCGGCCGCAACAGGAGGCGCGGCCGCGGCGGCGGCGGCUGCUGCUACUGCACCCAGGCACGAGCGCUCAAGUGAGGGCCAGUGUGCGACCCCUCUCGGCUGCAGCUUUGCCCGUCCCAUCGACCUGGAGAAGGACGACUACCAGCGGGUGGUCUGCAACAACGAGAUCUGCCCUUACGGCAACUGGAUGCACCUGCAGUGUUUCUACGAGUGGGAGAGCUCCAUCCUCGUCCAGUUCAACUGCAUCGGCCGCGCGCGGUCCUGGAACGAGAAGCAGUGCAGGCAGAACAUGUGGACCAAGAAGGGCUACGACCUGGCGUUCAGGUUCUGCUCUUGCCGCUGCGGCCAGGGCCACCUGAAGAAAGACACCGACUGGUAUCAGGUGAAACGUAUGCCCGACGAGCGCAAGAAGAAGCCAACUGAGAGGAGCAGGAACGGGUCCAGUGGAGGGGCCGCAGGGCCCGGGGACGGGCUUUUUGAUGAGCCCAAGAGAAGCAAGCCGCCAGGAGCAGCAGGUAUAGGAGGAGGUAAACUACUCCACAGAGCUUCUAGUCAGGACUUACCUCGGAGACAAUCAAUGGACCGUCAGAACUCUUCAGAGAGAGGAGCAGUAGGAGGGCUCCCGACAGGGGGACCCUUUUCUCUGGGGCCUCCUCAGAAGUCACCAUGUGACUCCCCGGGACAGUCUCCCCCAACUGGUUUCCCUUUCUCCCCCACUGCUGUCCUAGGAGCAGCAGCUGGAGGGGCAGGAUUGCGAGGUUCCCGUCAGCUGGGAGAAUUCUUCAAAUCAGCCGUCCACAUGGACCCGCAGAGGAAACACCUGCUGGUCGCGGGAGCUCUCAGCCGGGGAGGCGGCUGCUCGAUGGGAGCCUCCGGCGGAGGAUCCCACCUCGACCCCGGGUCUGUAAUUCCCCUGCCGCUGUCCUUUGCCCUCCCGCUCCACCACCGGCUCUCCUCCGGCAGUGUGGGUGACGGCACGCACUCUCACCCAGUGCAGUUCCUGAGGAGGCUGGACCUCUCGGAGCUCCUCACCCACAUCCCUCGACAUAAACUCAACACCUACCACGUCCGCAUGGAGGACGACGCCCAGGCAGGCCAGGGAGAAGAGCUGCGCAGGUUUAUCCUCUCAGCCCUCAGUGCGAGCCAGAGAAACGUGGUCAACUGUGCGCUGUGCCACAGAGCGCUGCCUGUGUUUGAACAGUUUCCUUUGGUGGACGGGACUCUGUUUCUCAGCCCUUCACGCCACGACGAGAUUGAGUAUGACGUCCCCUGCCACCUUCAAGGCAGGUUAAUGCACCUCUACGCCAUCUGUGUGGACUGUCUAGAAGGCGUCCACAAGAUUGUCUGCAUCAAGUGCAAGUCACGCUGGGACGGGAGCUGGCACCAACUGGGCACAAUGUACACCUACGAUAUACUGGCUGCUUCCCCGUGUUGCCAGGCUCGUCUCAACUGUAAGCACUGCGGGAAGCCGGUGGUGGACGUUCGAGUCGGGAUGCAGUAUUUCUCCGAGUACAGCAACGUCCAGCAGUGCCCUCACUGCGGCAACCUGGACUAUCACUUUGUGAAACCUUUCUCCUCCUACAAAGUACUCGAGGCUUAUUGACAAAUGCUGUCCAUGCAGGCUAGUUGAGCUGCUUUUGUUCUCAAUUUUUUUAAACACAGUCUAGGAAAGAUUUUAUUUUUGGGGCCUUAAGGUGAUUUUAUGUUUUUAUGUUCACUCUCUUUUGUUGUUGUUUUAUGUAUAGGAAAAAGUAUCACUCUAGUUUUAAAAAAAAAAAAAAAAAGAAAGAAAAAAAAAAGUUCCAAGACAGUAUAUCUGCAGUUACAGAAAGGUGUUGAUAAAGUGUAGAACUGACACAUCAGUCAAGCAAACACACUCAUCUGUGAGAAAUGAAUGUAUCAGUAUGCCAAACUUUGCUUUUAUUUAACUUUUUUCUUUUCUUUUUUUUACCAAAAACAUAAAGAUGAAUCUCAAAUAAAGAAGAGAAAGAUAAGCGUUUGUGUCGGUUUGGUAUCUUCAUCCCAUAUUUUAAAAAACAAUUUCACUUCAACGGGGACGGUCUUCCAAAUGCUUCAACUUUUAUUAGCGGAUCAUCAUCAUCAUCCUCCUUUAGCUCGUCUGAAUUGUCACAAGUAGGUGAACAAAAAUCAAUGGAUUCCACUUAUCCUGUGGUGUCAACCUGUUCAUCGGUGUAUGUUUGUGGGUAAAAAGCUAAAACAUGUACUCAUCACAUUUUGGGUACAAAAGUCUGUUCUCAAUGUCACAUGUGAAGACUCAAGCCCCAUCUAAUAACAAACAUCUGGUACAUUCAGGUUACAUUUACAGACAGGAUGAGUUAAAGGGCCAGUGUGUAGCAUUUAGGGGGCUCUAUUGGCAGAAAUGAGAAUAUAAUAAGUAUGUUUCCUUUAGUGUAUAAUAACCUGAAAUACAGAAUCGUUACCUUAGAAUGAACCGGCUGCCGUGUUUCUACAGUAGCCCAGAACGGACAAACCAAACACUGGCUCUAGACAGGGCUUCCUACACGCUCGGCACAUGGGACGAGUUUCAGUUGGUUGCAAUCUGCAACCUCACUGCUAGAUGCCGCCAAAUCCUACACGCUGCACCUUCAAAAGGAAAAAGCUGAAUGAUUUGAGAAACCUACUGCUUCAUCUUUUAGUGGAGAGGACCAACCCAGGAGUAUGUUUUUAAGAAUGAAACCCGCACUUAUCAAAUAAAGUUCAGUGUUUAGGUCACUAUAGCCUGUAAUGCAGUAUUCAAACAUGGGGUGCUAUACAUUAAAAACUUCACUCUGCUGUUGCACAACAUGUUGGUACCAUCGUAGCUCUGCCACCUGUGACACUUUCAGAGGGCCGAUGGUUAUUCCAUUUCGCUGGAUGCGUCAUUAUUACAUACCAGGCUUUAUUAAAUUCUUAACACGAUACACAAUGAAAUGAAGGAAUUGGAUUAGUUUUUAUGAGAAUGUUUUAUUUCCAUGUAUAGACCCCUCUGUUGUGUCUGUGUUGCUAACAGGAGGGACGGGUGUUUCGCUCUCAGGGGCUCUUGAAGUCGAGUCGUCAGACUGCGAAGCUGCGUCCUUAUUCUUCUGCGACAGUUCCUUUGCUGAAGGUGGCCGGAGGAUGCACAUGGCUGCUUGACCGUCACGUACGGCUUUCGGCUUGGAAACGAAUCCGACCAUCACCUCCAUUUGCUGCACUAUCUGCUCCAGAGUUGUGUCCUGUGGAAAAUAAAACAAUGGGGUUUUUUGGGGAAUAGAUUUUUAACACAAACAAGUAUUUUUAAUCCCUUUGACUUGUUUUUUUAAGAAUAGUGAAAAAUAAACUUCUCAGUAAUGUCUGGUGGACAUUCACUGUGAACACAUUUCCGUACUGUCAUUUUUUGGCAGACAUGCACGCAGAUAACAGUUAAAUCUGUGACUAUUUCUGCCAUGCAGAUGUUUCAUUUGGGAAUGCACAUCUCUAACGCACACAGCUGCGCUAUUCUGAACCUGUCUCAGUUGCAGAGGACGGAGUAGACAACAGAAAGCGUUUCCCCUCACCAGGUCGACUGCCGAUCCCCCGCGUCCUGAUCGCAGAGUGAGUCUGACAUGGUUCUUCUUCUCCAGCCAAUUCUCCACUUGUUUCAUCUUGGUGGACAGGUCGUGCGCUGCGAUGCCGGAUGAAAAGGUGAGCUCUUUCACCUGCACGGGGGCUGUGGAGAAGAGAACACGUGUGUUUCAUCACGUUUGACUUUCGUACUGUGUGAACAACAUCUUUUACUUCCUGUAGAGAUCUGUUGAAUACUGUGGGUACCUGCCGGGACACCACAUACCUGCUUUUGCUUUCUGUUUCUCCCGCAGUUUCAGCUGCUCUUCGUGGAUCUGUUUGCCACUCAUCAGCCGGUAGACGGGGGGAUCUUUGCGUUCGUUGAGCAGCACCAAUUUGAGACCCUGCUCGUCCAGGAUUCGGAUCACAUCUGAACGGUGCAUGGUGCCCAGGUUCUCGC
Anarrhichthys ocellatus (wolf-eel) is the source of this 4350-nucleotide messenger RNA. RefSeq names its product hdc homolog, cell cycle regulator (gene heca). The coding region runs from base 286 to 1971 and encodes 561 amino acids. NCBI's taxonomy places the organism in Eukaryota, Metazoa, Chordata, Actinopteri, Perciformes, Anarhichadidae. The record is from RefSeq and is a predicted model, not a curated record. The transcript is spliced from 5 exons.